GCUAGAGAGACAGACCGAGAGGGAGAGCAGCAGAGAAACAGCGUCAAAAUCCAUCCCGCUCGCCGGAAUUGCUCGUUGUCUUCGUCAGAGAUCCACCCGCCGGUCGCUGUUCGCCGUUCGCCAUCACAGUGACAACCCGAACCAGCUCAAAACAGGAGGAGAGAUCAGAGAGAGAGAGAGAGAGAGAUAGAGAGAGUGAAGCAUGAAGGCUCUGAGCACUACGGAGUUGUUCUGCAGGGGCUUGCCGGUGCUGUUUGUAGAGCAUUUAGGAGUGAGGAAGGUGGUCUUGAACCGGCCUUCCAAGUUGAACUACCUCACGGUCGAAAUGACUUCCCAAAUGUUUAGGAAGUUGCAAAUCUACGAGGACGAUCAUACCGUCAACCUUGUUAUUUUGAAGGGAAACGGGAAAGCAUUUUGUUCGGGUGGUGAUGUUAUUGGAACUAUGUGCUACAUAUUAACAAGACAUUGGAGCUUCGGAGCAAUGGGUUACAAGAAACUGCUCACCGUGGUUUACUUGAUAGCUACAUAUAAAAAGCCUUUGGUAUGCCUCAUCAACGGAGUUGUGAUGGGUGGUGGAGCCGGAAUCUCCAUGCUUGGGAGCUUUCGAGUCGUGACAGAGAAUACGGUAUUUGCAAUGCCUGAAGCAUCAAUAGGACUUUUUCCGGAUGUGAGUGCAUCUCAUUUCCUAUCCAAGCUUCCUGGUUACUUUGGUGAAUAUCUAGGGUUAACGGGAGUAUGUCUAGAUGGAGCAAAGGCUAGUCCAAUGCUUGCAUGUGGCCUUGCAACUCAUUUUGUCUUUUCAAAGGAUCUUCCUCUCUUAGAGCAUGCUCUCUCUUCGGUGGAUUCAUCAAAUGCAUCAGAAAUUUUAUCUGUCAUCCACAAAUUUCUAGUCAGAAAAAUUCAAAGCAGUCUUCAUUGUUGGAAUAGAUUGAAGAGUAUAAACAAAUGCUUCUCAAGACAAACUGUGGAGGGCAUAUUGCAUUCUCUUUAUUAUUGCACGGUGCAGGAAAAUGAGUUGCUGGAGAACUUGGCAGAGAAAUGGAUCGCUGAUGCAGUGACCAACAUAAAGUUUACGAGUCCGACCAGCCUAAAGAUUUUUCUGAGAUCGAUAAGAGAAGGACGUGGUCAGACGAUUGAACAAUGUCUAGUUCGUGAGUACACCAUCUUCAGCAACAUUGCCCGGAGGAAGAUCACCAAUGACUUCUACGAGGGUUCAAGGGCAAUUUUAUUCGAUAAAGACAAAAAGCCUAAGUGGGACCCACCAAAGUUAGAAUUGGUCCGAGCAGAGACGGUGGAUAUGCUAUUCAAAGCAUUGGAGGAUGAUGACGAUGGGAAUUGUCUGCAGCUUCCUGUACGGUCAUCCAACUUACUUGGCCACGUGAGAUCGAAGCUUUGA
This is a messenger RNA of Syzygium oleosum, 1396 nucleotides long. Its product is annotated as 3-hydroxyisobutyryl-CoA hydrolase 1-like. Bases 203 to 1396 code for a protein of 397 amino acids. Gene Ontology annotation, molecular function: 3-hydroxyisobutyryl-CoA hydrolase activity. Gene Ontology annotation, biological process: L-valine catabolic process. The transcript has 16 exons. The record is from RefSeq and is a predicted model, not a curated record. NCBI's taxonomy places the organism in Eukaryota, Viridiplantae, Streptophyta, Magnoliopsida, Myrtales, Myrtaceae.